AUGGCAGCAACAGUUCGGAGCUCACCGCUGGUGCGGGUGGUUGUCAAUUCGGUGCAGAAGCUAUAUCCAAAAGCCCUCGCCGACAAGUCAUGGGACAACACGGGCCUCCUCCUCGAAGCCCCCCUCCGCGCCUCCACCCCCACCCCGGCCACGCACACCAUCCUCCUCACCAUCGACCUCACGCGCGCGGUCGUCGACGAAGCCCUGCGCACCAACAGCUCCAUGAUCAUCGCCUACCACCCCAUCAUCUUCCGGCCGCUCAAGUCGCUCAGCCUGCGCGACACGCAGCAAGAGAGCCUGCUGCGCCUCGCGCAGGCGGGCAUCAGCGUGUACUCGCCGCACACGGCGGUCGACGCGGCGCUCGGCGGCGUCAACGACUGGCUGGCGGACGGCAUCUCGGGCGGCAGGGGCAACGAGGAGAGUAGAAGGGUGCUGGAGGAGAGCAUGGCCCCGCCCGACGGGUUUGAGGGCUCGGGCAUGGGCAGGCUGGUGGUGUUGAAGAGGGGGCAGAGGUUGGGGGAGUUGGUGGAGAGGGUCAAGGCGUAUUUGGGGAUGCAGCAUUUGAUGGUUGCGGCGACGGAUGCCCACAAUUCUGGGGAUGCCCACGAUUCUGGGGAUGCCCACAGUUCUGGGGAUGCAUUGAUCAGCAAGAUCGCACUGUGCGCAGGCUCCGGCGGGUCCAUGUUCAAGAACCUCGACGUCGACCUCUUCUUCACGGGCGAGCUCUCGCACCACGAAGCCCUCGGUGCGCGUGAGCGCGGCAUCAGCACAAUCUCCUGCUUCCACACAAACACCGAGCGCGGCUUCCUCGCGGCCGUCAUGAAGCCAAAGCUGCUCGGGGUCCUGAAGGAGGAGUGGGCAAGGCUCAAGGCCACGCCCGAGGGCCGCGAGUUUGCGGGGGACGCGGAGGUGGACGUGGCGGUCAGCGAGGCGGAUAGAGACCCGUAUGAGAUUGUCUAG
Messenger RNA from Morchella sextelata, 960 nucleotides. RefSeq lists its product as uncharacterized. NCBI's taxonomy places the organism in Eukaryota, Fungi, Ascomycota, Pezizomycetes, Pezizales, Morchellaceae. The transcript has 6 exons. The coding region runs from base 1 to 960 and encodes 319 amino acids. The record is from RefSeq and is a predicted model, not a curated record. Gene Ontology annotation, cellular component: cytoplasm; mitochondrion.